ACACUCCAUCCCUCGUUCUCACACACACAGACACAGACACCCCCUGCUNUACACCCCCUACUCAGAGACUUACGGGUACUCUACACUCCAUCCCUCGUUCUCACACACACAGACACAGACACCCCCUGCUCAGAGACUUACGGGUACCCUCUCUCCAUCACUCAUCGCUCUUCCACGACACGGCUUCAUCCCAAACGAUGCAUCAUCAGCGAGCCUGAUGCGCUUCAACUGAAAGAGAAAGAUGAACAUGACGCGCUCAAUCCCCACUUCGGGGAAUGGUGCGCUGCCUGGGCUAACAGUUUCCGAUACCAGCAGAAGCAUAAGCAACGGCCGGUCUCUCGGUGGGAAAAGCUGGCUCGCCUCUGCGCGCUGGGCUCGCCGUUCAGAAGACGGAGAGGGAGAUAGCGUCAUCGAUCGCGUUGCUGGUGCAAUAAACGUCCACGCCUCUGGUAUCUGCAAAUCCCCAUCAGCGGUGAUUAGGGGCUUUGCAGCGCUCAUCUUUGUCCUGCUUGCAUUACAGCUUUGCACCAGCCCUACGCUGCCUCCAUUUUUCUCUUUCUCUAGCACUUCAUUAACAACAUCAGCAGCAAUAGCAGGAGUAGGAGGAGGAGGAGAAGGGGAGGGGGGGGGAGAAGGAACUGGAACUGGAUCUCAGGCGGCCGCCGUGGACCUCAGCUAUGAUGAUAUACGUGCGGAUGAGAGAGUGCCACGUGGCUGCAGGAGCCGAUUAGAAUUGAAAGGUUAUCGGGAUGGCGAGCACAGACGCCGCUACAGACGUCCUGACGACGGCUCGUUGGAGUUACAGGGAGGGGGGGGAAGAAAUGCCGGCGACGUCCGACCGCCCCCGAUGUCCGGCGCGUUGCAGGAGCGCUUGCGCGCUUAUGCCGCGCGGCAUCGCGAAUGCGCCGGCAGCAUCGAGAUGGGCUUGCAGAGGCGCAACCUGACAGCACUAUACUACCACGAUGUGGACGACUCUCAGUACCGCACGAAUCGUUCGUCUCACAAUAGUGAUGAUUCCGAUGUCAAUGAAAAGACACCGACGAUGACGUGGAAGCUACAGGCAGGUCCGACAGGGCGUGCCACGUCGGAUGCGCAGGCGGGGGGGAUGUCCAUGGCCAUGGAUAAUGAUCGUUCCAGCGACUCUUGUCGGUACCUCGUAUGGGUGACACGUGUUCAUCACGGAUUGGGCAACAGAUUGCUGUCCUUGGUAUCAGCAUUUGUGUAUUCAUUGUUGACGGAUCGAGUGCUCGUCUUAGAUCCCAGCGGCGGGCUGGAGGAUCUUCUGUGCGAGCCCUUCCUUGGCUCCAGCUGGCAUUUGCCGGCCGAUUUCCCCGUCGACCGUGCUGUCAAGGACGCCGUUGAUUUCGGCUUUCAGCAGGAGGAGGAGGAGGAAGAGGAGGAGGAGGAGGGGGACGAGCUUGCAGGCGCUGCACCAUUUGCCCAGCGGAUUGGCGGCGGGAAACGUGCCUCUGUUUCUAGGACUGGUGCUUGGCGCGCUGUUCGGUCGCAUCUGAACGCCUCCGUACACGACGGUUCGGGCUCCAUUUGGCGCUUUUUCUGCGAAUCUGAUCAGGCUAGGUUCGGCAAGGUGCGGUGGCAUUUCUUCCUGAGCAAUCAAUAUCUGAUUCCAGGUUUGCUAAUGAUUCCCAGCUAUCGUGCGCAGCUGGAGCGGUGGUUUCCGGGAGAGCUAAUGGGGAGUUGGAUGUUCUCUCAGCUGGGGGGGUACCUGCUUCUACCCCGAGAUGACCUCUGGGAGGAUAUCAAGAACAGAUACGAGUGCCACAUGGCAGGUGCUCACAAGAUCAUUGGAAUGCAGGUGCGCACGUUCGGCGCCGGAUAUGAUACCAAACUCCAUGGACGCAUAGCUCAAUGUCUGUUCAAGCAGCGGAUCUUGCCUCUUCCGAACGAGAUCGUCGAGCAAGAGGAAGAAGAAAACACCCCGCGAUCUGAGUCACCAACAAAUCUGACGGCGUUGGUGGACCGGAUGGUAGCCAAAGCGUUGGCUGAAGUCGGGGAAAAAGGAGGAGCCGAUGAUGCCGGCUUGUCGGCUUCGCAGCAUACGUCAUCGUCGUCGAUGGAACAAGGUCGGGGAGCAGCAGCAGCAGAAGGAGGAGGAGGAGGAGGAGGAGGUGGAGGAGGAGGAGGGAGUAUGACGGCGAGCAGUAGUUCGCCUUUGCUAAUGCAGGCAGGAUCGGAUGGCGGGUUGUUCGCGUUCUCGUCUUCAACAGUCCGAGUAGGGGUCGGAAGAAGAAGAGGAGAAGCCGGAGGAGGAGGAGGAGGAGGAGGAGGAGGAGGAGGAGGAGGGACGGCGGUGGAAGUAGAAGUAGACGGGAGCAGAUCGUCGCCUUUUGUGAUGACUUCAGCGAAAAUGCACCCGAACGGGGAGGAGACGGCGGAGGCGGGGUCGUUGAAGACAAGGAGAGAAAACGAAGGUGAUGGAGUUGGUGGUGAUGUGCAGAACGGCGAGGCGGGAGCAGCGAAAUGGGGAAGGAGGAAUGGCCUCCUUUCUGAGCACAAGGAAGGCGCUCCAUGCAAUGGCUAUGGUGACAACGACGAUGGUGGUGGUGAUGGCAUUGAUUGCAAUGGAGGGGUGUUAAUCUUGCUGACUUGUUUGUAUGGUGGCUAUCGGGACAUGCUGGAACAGAUGUUCCGCAAUGAGAGCGUGACGAUUCCAGAGGGUGGAAACUUGACAGUGAAGACAUACCAACCGAGUGUUGAAGGGACGCAACUGAACAAUAGCACAUACCAGAAUCGGAAGGCACUGGUAGAGAUGUGGUUGCUGAGCCUCAGCGACCAGCUUGUGAUCACCGAGAAAUCGACGUUUGGAUAUGUUGCGCAGGGUUUGAGAGGAGGGGGGCGUCCUAUGUAUAUGAUGAGUUUGUCGUUCAAAGGAUCAGGGCACAAGAAGAAUUGUGCGCUUGCGCCGAGAGGCGACGUCUGCCAAGCAUUCCCGCCCAAUCUGACUCAGCUAAGGAGGGGAUGCCCACGUGGCAGUGAGGGUCGGAGGAAGAAGUGGAACAGGGAGCGGAGAGAGAGGAGUAGCAGCAGUAGUGCCACCAUGCUCUCCUCUGCGCUCCCAGAUGCAGAUCGUUUCUUGGGACGACACCUUGGGAAAUGUCUGGAUAGAAAAAUAGGACUUCAACUCGUAUUGUGACAACGUCGACGGGCAGAAUUGACUAAGUCCCAUUUUUUUAAAUUGAAAUUUAACCAAGUCUCUCCAUGGUAUUGAAAUUGAGUGAUUGACCCAUGGUGAUGCGAUCUGUCUAUUUUGGUUGGUGGGCUCGGUUAUGAAGCCUAUACACACGGACAAGGUCACACAAGCAAGGAGAUAAUGAACGCUGGCCACGAAG
Chara braunii is the source of this 3350-nucleotide messenger RNA. The record is from the annotation of a GenBank genome assembly. Lineage: Eukaryota; Viridiplantae; Streptophyta; Charophyceae; Charales; Characeae.